CACGUCGCCUCGGCUCACUCAUAUUCAUCACUCCUUACGAUAAACCGGCGACUUGCUCAGACCAAAGAAUGGAGACCAUCUACUAUAUCAUACUGGCGGUUAUCGCCGUUUUCAUCAUCGGACCGGCAAUUUUCGCGGACCGCUCCCCCAUUCCCGAAACAUCCGGCGAGGUUUUCAAGAUCACCAAAGCACCCGAGUUUGAUGCUGUUUUGUCAUCCACCACUCAUGUCAUCGUCGACUUCUACGCGGACUGGUGCCCUCCCUGUCGUGCCAUUGCGCCCAUCUUCUCUCAACUAGCUGAUACUCACUCGGCCAAGGGCCAACUGGCUUUUGCCAAAGUCAACGUCGACCAUGUAAAUGACGUGGCCGGGCGGUAUUCCGUUUCUGCCAUGCCUACGUUUGUAUUGUUCGAGAAUGGAAAACCCAAGGCGGUAGCUGUUGAAGGAAUCAAAGGCCGUCAAUCUGUCAGCUUCACGGAGGAUGGACUUGUCGACAGACUCAGAGGUGCGGACCCUGUUGCCUUAAAGGCUGUGGUCGCGGCUAUGGCGGCCAAAGUUCAGGGUGCUACCGGACGUCAGGCGGGCUUAGAUCAAAAGAAGGACUAGUCAAUGAAGAACCAAGAUGGGAGAGGGAGUAUGGCUGGCUUGUAUGUGCUAACUCGAUAGUUGGACGGAUACAGGUGUCACUCAGAAUGUGAGUAUCACCUUUCACUUUAACAAAAGCUCUACUUUUUUAGGGCAAAUUAGCUAUAAGAAAUUCUAGAAAAUGCUUCUUUAUUUUAUCCAGGAUAUUACUGUCCGAA
This is a messenger RNA of Ilyonectria robusta, 802 nucleotides long. RefSeq names its product thioredoxin-like protein. The transcript has 2 exons. Bases 69 to 605 code for a protein of 178 amino acids. Lineage: Eukaryota; Fungi; Ascomycota; Sordariomycetes; Hypocreales; Nectriaceae. The record is from RefSeq and is a predicted model, not a curated record.